CACCAUUAGUCUCAAUUUGCAGCCAAGUGACUUCAUAAAGUUGAGUGCCUUUUGCAACUAGUGCCCACUAAACCCUUAACCAAGUUGGAUACGAAAGCUUGAGUUAAUGGUAUGUAGCAGAUAAGUACAGCAGAGCCUCUGUAUUUGCUUGAUUUCAGCAUGGUCUAAUGUGGCCGGAGAAUUUAACUUAUCCUCUUAACGUAUAUGGUUAGGUAUAACCACAUACCCAAAAUGCAGAGGUUAUAUGAGUAGUUAAUUGGUAACAAAAAAGCUUUUUGAACCGCCCAGAUUAACUAAUUGAUCACUCACUGGCUGAUCAUCAAGCCGCCAUACAUGUGCGCAUAUAGAUAUAGAUUAGAACACACCCAUCUGCCUAUAAAUAGGGCUCAAUGGGGUCAAGCUAAAAGCAUAUUGAAGUUGCAAUUGAUAAGAGUGACAAACUUACCUACAUAUCUAGCCUAGAUAGACAGAUAUACCAGUAAUGGAGAAGAGUUCAGCACUGUUGUUGGGCCGAUCUGGUUCACUUUUUCAGUUUGUCACCAUUUUACUGUUGAUGCUUUGUGUGGUUGAUGUUAAAUCCCAGCUAAGUGUUGAUUUCUAUGCAUCGACGUGCCCGAAGUUGGCCCAAAUCGUGCGCAAGGAAGUGGUGAAUGCAGUCAAGGCUGAGAUGCGGAUGGCUGCCUCAUUGUUGCGCCUGCAUUUCCAUGAUUGCUUUGUCAAUGGAUGCGAUGGAUCUUUGCUGCUGGAUGGGACUGAUGGUGAGAAGUUUGCCAGGCCUAACUUGAACUCAGCUAGAGGAUUUGAAGUAGUGGACUCCAUCAAAAGGGCAGUGGAAAGCCAGUGCAGUGGAGUUGUAUCCUGUGCUGAUAUUCUUGCUUUAGCUGCCCGCGAUUCGACCCUCUUGAGUGGUGGGCCGUCGUGGAAAGUCCCGCUUGGGAGAAGAGAUGGGCUGGUGGCUAAUCAGACCGGAGCCGGUGAUCUUCCAGGCCCAUUCGAUAACCUCACCUUGAUCAUCACCAAAUUUGCUGCAGUUGGCCUUGAUAGUCUCGUUGACGUCGUCUCCUUGUCAGGUAGUCACACGAUCGGACAAGCAUCAUGUGCGACGUUCAGCAACAGGCUGACGAACUUCUCCGGCACUGGAGCUCCGGACCCAACGUUGGAGUCCACUAUGCUGUCCGACCUCCAAAGCUUGUGCCCGGCGAAUGUCAACGGCAACCCGACCACCGCUUUGGACAGGGGAUCGACGGACUUGUUCGACACUCAUUACUUCCAGAACCUGGUCAACAACAAAGGGCUUCUCAGCUCCGACCAGAUCCUGUUCACCGGCAGCGAGGCUGCCACCGCCGCGGCGAGGAGCCUCGUCCAGAUUUACAGCGUCAACCCGGGGAGAUUCUUCUUUGACUUUGCUAAUUCCAUGGUCAGGAUGGGGAAUAUUGGGCCUCUUACCGGGUCUAAUGGGGAGAUUAGGAGGAACUGUAGGGUGAUUAAUUCGUAACUGGUUAGUGGGUUAUUGGAGUUAAUGACGUUUUAGUGGUAAAAUGGUCUAGUUGACUAGUUGGAUUAGCAUUGCUUAUGAUUUGAGCUUUUAAGGUUAUGGUGGUCUGUGUUGUUGAUGAUGUUUGUAAUGUAAGUUUGGAGUUGUAAGAAGUUAUGUAGCGUAAAACUCGUUGUAUGAACUAUCUUAUUAUGAACCUGGUCAACAACAAGAGGCCCAUACAUAAGCCCACUACUCCACGGAACAGUCUCAAUAAUUCUGAAUGGGCCCAAAGUCUAAACCUUGUGGAGCAAUCCGGGCCCAAAUUAUUAGUUAACACAAAAAAAAGAUAAAACCGCUAAUUUUGACGCACAAAAUCCUAAAUAAUUCUUGAAGUUUUAUUUAUAGUUUAACGCGCAAAAUCGUAAAUCCUUCUUUCCAUUUCCCAAUUCCCUGAUUCUUUUUGUAAUUAGUAAAGGAAAUAUCUAUUUACCAUACUCUUUUCCUUAAUGUAAUCUUACUUACCAUUUUCCAAUGAAAAUACUUAGCUUAUUUACCACCGGUUAAAAAGUAAAAACUUUGGUGUUAAAUUGUUAAUAGUACUCGACAUAAAAAUGCCUAUAAAGAGAAACCGCCGGGAAAUAAUGGUCAUCUUUGAAGUAAAUUAAAUGUCCCUUUUUUAUACUACUCAUCAAUCUAUUCCGUUAAAUUUUGACCAUUCUAAUUUUUUUUCUUGUUCUCUGUUGCCAGCCCAACCAAAAUUCAUUACAAAUUAAAGAACUCAAAAUAAUUUACAUUGAAAAAAAAACUAAACAUAUAUAUUGUGUAAUGAACAUAUGGAAAUUAA
Molecule: messenger RNA, 2321 nt
Organism: Linum trigynum
Lineage: Eukaryota; Viridiplantae; Streptophyta; Magnoliopsida; Malpighiales; Linaceae
Source: the annotation of a GenBank genome assembly